UCACGUAUUUGAGUCAAGAAGUAAGAAAGAAUGUUCCGCUGUGUUCCACUUACUAGUUCCUUGAGGAGGACAACGGCUUACUAACCGUUCUGAACUGCUUUGUUGUGAUCUAAACAAGGAUUCGCUAAUCCAAACCAAACAUCUCCAACAACCUGCUUCCAAUGGUUUUCACUAGAAAACCAGAGGACAACAAAGCUUAAGUGGCCACCGUAAGCAGCUUUGUCUUGGCUGACUAUGAACACAACGGCGAACACGUCGGACUGCCCGGAGUUAAGCGUGCCCGUCCCAAUCUUCUUCAUCAUCGGGGUCGUCGGUCUGAUGGAGAACCUCUUGGUUGUGGCGGCUGUCGUAUACAACAGGAACCUCCACUCGCCCAUGUACUGCUUCAUGUGCAGCCUAGCGGGCUUCAACACCGUCGCCAGCCUCACUAAAAGCUGCGAGAACGUGCUGCUUGUGUUUGCAGACGAGGGCCAACUGAAGAAGGACGGUUUCUCUGAGACCAAGCUCGACGACGUGAUAGACUCGCUGCUCUGUAUGUCCUUUGUGGGUUCAAUCUUCAGCUUCCUGGCCAUCGCUGCGGACCGGUACAUCUCCAUAUUCCACGCGCUCAGAUACCACAACAUCAUGACGAUGCGGCGGACAGCGGGCGUUCUCGGCGUCAUCUGGACAACAUGCGGGGUGUCGGCCAUGUUCAUGGUGAGGUUCUUUGACUCCAAGUUCAUCAUGAUCUGCUUGGUUGCCUUCUUCGUGCUCUCCUUCGCCGCCAUCUGCUUCCUCUACGUCUACAUGUUCAUGCUGGCGCGCGUCCACGCCAGGAAGAUGGCCGCGCUGACCUCCCGCGCUGGCCACGGGUGCCAGGGGAGGCGGCGGGGCGGGAGCAUGAGAGGCGCCCUCACGCUGACCAUCCUGUUUGGGGCCUUUGUGGUGUGCUGGGCACCUUUCUUCCUCCACUUGCUCAUCAUGACGGCGUGCCCCACAGACCCGUACUGCGAGUGCUACAGAUCCUUCUUCCAGCUCCACGUCGUGCUGCUUAUGAGCCACGCUCUCAUCGACCCUGCCAUCUACGCCUUUCGCAGCACCGAGCUGCGGCACACCUUCAAGAAGAUGCUCCUUUGCUCGGAAGGGAUCGCGCCUUUAUUUCAAUGCUGA
Molecule: messenger RNA, 1149 nt
Organism: Nerophis ophidion (straightnose pipefish)
Lineage: Eukaryota; Metazoa; Chordata; Actinopteri; Syngnathiformes; Syngnathidae
Gene: mc2r
Product: melanocortin 2 receptor
Exons: 2
Coding region: 235-1149 (304 amino acids)
Biological process (GO): G protein-coupled receptor signaling pathway
Cellular component (GO): membrane
Molecular function (GO): melanocortin receptor activity
Source: RefSeq, a predicted model, not a curated record